CCCGGAUAAUGGUUUGGUGGUUGGCAUGGCACAGACUUAUUUCGUUUCUCCAGUUUCUUUGGGACUCGAUGAAUAACUGGCAUGGCUUAUCAGGACGGAGACUGCUAGUACUGAGCUCGGGUCGGUCUGGUUCUACCUUGAUGAGACAAUACUUGAACUGUCAUCCGGGAAUUCGACUGUAUGGGGAGCUGCUGGAAGAAGAAGAUUCCAAGAGUAUCUCCAGAGAUGCAGACGACCUUAUUACGUAUGUGACCGCCAGUUUGGCGUCUCUGCGAGGCUUGUUUCGCUUUUGGCCUUUCGUUUCCUACACUGGCUUUAAAGUGUUUAAUGAACAACUGGUUAGAACGGGCAUUGAUAUUUCUCACCUCAUCAGGCGUCUCAACAAUCCCAGGGUGAUUGUUUUAUAUCGAAGGGACUUGCUCGAGACUUACGUCUCACUGGAAAUUGCUUUCAGGAGUGGCUGCUGGUACACAGGAACGAAGUCAAACGCCAUAGCAGUCGAUGUCGAAUGGGACGAGCUCGUUCAGUUUGUUGACACAGAGAGGCAGCGAUGGAAAUCCAGUUUGAAUGGCUUGCGAGACUACAAGGACGUUGUGUUUGUCACAUUUGAGGAGUUGACUAAACAUCGAGACGAAACUAUGAAUAAAAUAUUUCAGUUUCUUGAUCUUUCGGAGGUUCCCGUGGCUGCCGAAUCGAUACGUCAGAAUCCGCUGCCGCUUGGGGAGAAAAUACGCAACUUUGACUACAUUCACAAACAAAUGCAUAAAAAAGGAGAUAACUUUCAAUUACAUUUGUCUAUACAGUAACGUGAUGCUAUAGCAUGAUGUACAUCUGGUAUCAUAUGUACAGUAUGUGUGUACAGUAUAUGCUUAUUGUUUUCAAUAAAAACAUGCGCGAUAAGUUAUUAUUUAUAUCGGUUCAAGCU
Corticium candelabrum is the source of this 925-nucleotide messenger RNA. RefSeq lists its product as uncharacterized. The record is from RefSeq and is a predicted model, not a curated record. The transcript has a single exon. NCBI's taxonomy places the organism in Eukaryota, Metazoa, Porifera, Homoscleromorpha, Homosclerophorida, Plakinidae. The coding region runs from base 9 to 806 and encodes 265 amino acids. Gene Ontology annotation, molecular function: sulfotransferase activity.